AAUUUUCAUAUGAUUUUUGUUUGUUGACAAGUUUCUUGAACAAGUUUUCGGUUGUUUGAGAAGGAUUUGGAGGGAUUCGCUUUUUGCAUUUGGCCAAUUUAUAAUCAAAAUGAGUGUGAGUGCAGCAUCAACUACCACAGUAGCAGCAGAAGAAGAAGAUGUGCAAGAUGAUGGGGGCCCUCUUCCAGUGGCCAGAUUGGAGGGCAACGGUAUCAAUGCCGGAGACAUCAAGAAGCUGGUAGAGGCCGGUUACCACACAGUCGAAUCCGUAGCUUAUGCCCCCAAAAAAUACCUCAUAACCAUCAAAGGCAUUUCCGAACAAAAGGCUGAAAAAAUGUUGGCCGAGGCCUGCAAAUUGGUUCCUAUGGGCUUCACCACUGCUUCCGCUUUUCAUCAGAAGAGAGCCGAUAUGAUUGCUAUUACGACUGGGUCUAAAGAGUUGGAUCGACUUCUCGGUGGCGGCAUCGAAACCGGCUCUAUUACGGAAAUGUUUGGAGAGUUUCGGACUGGAAAGACUCAGAUUUGUCACACUUUAGCUGUUACUUGCCAGUUGCCAAUUGAUUGUGGAGGAGCUGAAGGAAAGUGUCUCUACAUCGACACUGAAGGCACUUUCAGACCAGAAAGAUUUUUGGCUGUUGCCGAGAGGUACCACAUGGAACCACAGAAGGUUUUGGACAACAUCGGCUAUGCCAGGGCUUUCAAUACUGACCACCAGACCUCAUUGCUCAUACAAGCCUGUGGCAUGAUGGCUGAAUCAAGAUACUCUUUGAUAGUGGUCGAUAGCGCUAUGGCCUUGUACAGGACCGAUUUUAUGGGCAGAGGCGAAUUAGCCCCUAGACAACAGCAUUUGGCUCGAUUCCUGAGGAUGUUACUUAGAUUAGCUGACGAGUUUGGUGUAGCUGUAGUCAUCACAAAUCAGGUAGUCGCUCAAGUUGACGGUGCAGGUGGAAUGUUUAAUCCGGACCCAAAGAAACCAAUUGGAGGAAAUAUUAUGGCCCAUGCUUCAACUACACGUUUGUAUUUGAGAAAAGGUCGUGGAGAAACAAGAAUGUGCAAAAUCUACGAUUCCCCAUGUCUCCCAGAAGCUGAAGCAAUGUUUGCCAUAAAUCCCGAUGGUAUUGGGGAUGCUAAAGAAUAAUUUAUUUUAGUUUAAUUGUAUUAUUAACCCAUGGCUGUUUUUCAAUAACCAUGAAGAAAAUUUUUGUAUUUUUUUUUUAUAUUGUUUAUUUUCUUAAUGACAUUAUUAUUAACUUAGUUCAUAUUUUGAAGAUAUUUGAGAGAAACUUAAUUGCAAGAAAGAAUCUCAAGUACAUUCCCUUACUAAUAGAAUUGCUUAUAGUAAUGUCAUAAACCAUUUUAGAGUUAAGUUGUGUUUAAUGAUGGGCUUAUUUUUAAAAUUUGUCUUCAUAAUUUAAUUUGUUUAAAAUGUAGAAAUAAAAGAUAAGUUUGGUCUUGCAUUUUGCGAAAUGUGAGGCAAGGUAAAAUGGCGUACUUUUUUUUAAUUCAUGCCCUUUACGUUUCAUUUCAUUGGCGGGAUUCAAUUCUAAAAAUACCAAGAAAUUGCUGCUGACUGUAGUUCUGAUAUUCGUUUCAAAUGGUAUUUCUUGAUUACCUCUUUAAAAAAAUCUAAUGAAGAUGUUAGAUAAAACAACCUGCUAUGCUUUACAGUAAUACUUAUAUUUUACCUUUGGUAACAUUUAACGCAGAAACAAUAAGUCUUUUAUAAGAUAAUAAGUCUUAAAUGAGCUUCAAUUUAAAUUUAAUAAAUAUUAAUUAGAUAAUUGAAAAAUAUUUACACAAAAAUGGCAAUUAUCAAACUAUAUAAACCUGUAAUAGAACAUACCCUUACUGUAAAUUGUUAUAAAUAUAGUAAAUCCCAUUCUUAAAAAAAAAAACAUAAUGAGUAAUAAUAAAACUAGAUUACCUAUUUACCAUAAAGUAAAAUGAAACAGAAAGAAUGUUUUGGUUUAAAUAAUAGGAAUUUUCUCAAGACUAUGGACAAAGGAACAAAAUAAAACCUGUAUAAAUAAAUUGAAGCGAAAAAUUUGAUGUAGAUAGGUCAUGCCCUACCUAGAUCCUGCAAUUUGGGGAAUCAGAAUUUUUUCAAAUAUGUAUCACCAUUUCUAUUUCAGUAAUCAUAUUUUUUAAGCCUAACCGACUGAUUUCAAAAUGAUUCCACUGGCAUAAGGGUUUGCAAUCCCAAGGUCCAAAAUUCCAGGAUUGGAAAAUAUGUCCCAACUGUUCCUAGAUAAAGAUUUGUAGUUUAAAUAAUUUGUAAUUAUUACAUAUUCGUAGUAAAAAUAAUUCAGUGGGAUUGAAAAUCUAUAUUGGGAGUGCAAGUCCUAUUUGCCUCCUAAUUGAUUUAUUUAUGUUUUUGCAGAGAAGCAUAUGAGUAAAUAUAAUAUGUAUUAUAAUUAGCAAAAGCAUUUUUGAAUAAAAAUUAGCAAAUUCCCAUUACUCAACCAAAACCUCCAAACAAGCUUAAACUAAAGGAGGAUCAUCGUCAUCGUCCUGUCCAAUCAUAAACUCAUCGUAAUUCCUAUUUCUUUGGCUAAACUUUUCCCUCAACCAUUUCACCAGCUCGAACCUUUUACCUACAUAAAUACUACAUAUCACAAAGGCAAUUAAAAAUAGCGGAAUUAAAAUUCCGGCCACGAGAGAUCCAUUGCCCUGGUUGUCAACCAAACUGGAAUAGUUCGGUGUGGUUUGCGGCAAGACGCAUUGGUCCUUGACGUUUUCAAAGGCAGGCAAGCAUUGGCAAAUGUUGGUGGAUUCAUCACAUGAUUCGGUGCUUUCGCAGAUUGGGUCUAUUGCGGUCGAAGUGGAAUUACAUUUCAGACCAACUGGAAAAUUCCUCAGCAAAUAGGAAACAAAGGCAAAUAAAGCCCGCAUAAAACUCGACAACAAACAUUAUUCUUUGGUUACAUUUCUUCCUCGAAAAAAAAAAUCCAAAAAUCGAUUAUAAAUUCUUCAUGGUUUGCUGGUAACACAUUGAGUAUAAUUGUUCAUUUGUGAUCGGAUAUCGUUAUCUACGGAAAGAUAAAAAUAUAUUUUUCAAUAAAAACAAACAAGUGGAUUUUAUAGGGGAGCAAAAAAAUUUUCAAACUUAUUUCAA
Ceutorhynchus assimilis (cabbage seed weevil) is the source of this 3115-nucleotide messenger RNA. Lineage: Eukaryota; Metazoa; Arthropoda; Insecta; Coleoptera; Curculionidae. The record is from the annotation of a GenBank genome assembly.